Molecule: messenger RNA, 1257 nt
Organism: Lasiodiplodia theobromae
Lineage: Eukaryota; Fungi; Ascomycota; Dothideomycetes; Botryosphaeriales; Botryosphaeriaceae
Exons: 1
Coding region: 1-1257 (418 amino acids)
Source: RefSeq, a predicted model, not a curated record
AUGUCCGAGGAAAAGGAAACACUCCCACACCAACACUCGAGCCGACAGAAGAAGCGCUUCUCUCGCCUACGCUUCUACAUCCUCUUCUUCAUAGCCGUGUAUGCCCUCUCUCACCGCCCAACACCCCUCCCAAUCGCCAAACACACACAGACCGUGCUAACCCACGCCACCUACCAUUCCCGCAGCAUCGCCUUCAUCAACUGGGGCCACAGCAUCACCAAUUACUUCCGCUCCGACCACCAGUCCGACCCCACCGACAACUUUGACAAAGAGCGUUGGUUUCGCCAAUUGGGCUAUGAGCGCUGCCCUCCGCCGCCAUUCGAGGGAACGCUGAGGCCACCGCCGCCGCGUAUGCGGCUGCGGAUGACGCCCGAGCCCACUGUGUACUGCUACCCGCGCACCGGCGGCGUGUUGGUGCUGAAAAACGUGGGGCCCGUGGAUCUAGAGUGGUUGGGGUUUGAUCCUCUUCUCACCGAAGAUGUGGCGAUGCCAAAUGCCAUCAACCCCCGGGGGGAGGGAACGACGCAGGGAGAUGGCAACAGCAGCAGCGCAAGGGGUGAGGAGAUGGGAGGAAGAGAGGAAGAGGGAGAGGAGGAAGCAAUAGUGCGAGGGCAGGAGGUGCUAGCCGCGGCCGACCAAGACGAGGAGGACCCGUUCUGCGAUAGGCUGCGCCUCUUCCUGCCCACCUGGUACCCCCGCGAGGUUGACGCGCUCGCGCCGCGCUGGUGGGAGCACCCCUCGCUCCUGUCUUUCAGUUGCUACUUCUCCAAGUGCUCGCCCGACGGCAACUGCGGCGUCGGCUACAAUGGAGGAUGGUACCCCGAUUACGACGAAGAAGAAGAAGAAGAAUGGAUCUAUGAAGACGACGACGACGACGACGACUACUUCAGGAGGGGCCCGCCCCCGCGCGCCAAGACCAUUGGCUUCUCCACAAAGCACGCUGACGGCAAUGAAACGUCGUCGGAGACAGGAAGCGAAAUGGUCGUGUGGGUGUACUGGGAGGACGUGUUCAAGGACUCCUGCAUUGUGCAUUGGGAAGAUAGGCAGGCGCGGGGGCGGCAUGUGUGGGAGCGGGGCAUCUGCGCAUGGAGGAUUCGCGCGGCGCAGUCGAUGGAGGAGAGGUGUAGGAUUGUGGAAGAGUGUGGGGGUGAGCGGUUUGAGGUGGAAGAGUGGAAGAAGAAGGCGGAGGAGCUGAUGAAGAGGAUGGAGAAAGGAAGAAGAUUGUUGGGAACAGAAUAUUCUUUUCCAUUUGAUUAG